AUGUCUACCGACAAGAUUACCUUCCUCACCAACUGGCAUGCUACGCCCUACCACGCCCCCUUGUAUCUCGCCCAGAAGAAGGGAUACUUCCAGGACGAGGGCAUCAAGGUCGCCAUCCUCGAGCCCAAUGACCCUUCUGAUGUCACCGAGAUCAUUGGAAGCCAGAGGGUCGACCUCGGCUUCAAGGCCAUGAUCCAUACCCUUGCUGCCAAGCACGGGAACUUCCCGGACAGCGGAAUCACCACCGACUUCCGCUCCCUCAAGGGCAAGCGUAUCGGCUACGUUGGAGAGUUCGGCAAGAUCCAAAUUGAUGAGCUCACCAAGUACUAUGGCAUGAAUGCCGAAGACUACACCGCCGUCCGCUGCGGCAUGAACGUCAGCAAGGCCAUCAUCCAAGGCGACAUCGACGCCGGCAUUGGUCUCGAGAACGUCCAGAUGGUCGAACUCGAAGAAUGGCUCGUCAGCCAGAACCGUCCCCGCUCCGACGUCCAGAUGCUCCGUAUCGACGAGCUUGCUGAACUCGGCUGCUGCUGCUUCUGCUCCAUCCUGUAUAUCGGAAACGAGAAAUUCAUCUCCGAGAACCCAGAGAAGGUCAAGAAGUUCAUGAAGGCCGUCAAGCGUGCUACCGACUACGUGUUGGAGAAGCCCGAGGCUGCCUUUGAGGAGUACAUUGACAUGAAGCCCAUCAUGAACACCGCCGUCAACCGUAAGAUCUACGAGCGUUCCUACGCCUACUUCAGCAAGGACUUGAAGAACGUCGCUCGUGACUGGGAGAAGGUCACCAAGUACGGCAAGCGAUUGGGAGUUUUGGACGAGUCGUUCAAGCCAAACUACACCAAUGAAUUCUUGUCCUGGGACAUGGAGCCUGAGUCUGCUGAUCCCACGGGUGACCAGAAGAAGAUGUGUGCUCUCCAGAAGAAGGUUGCUGAGGAGGGUGGAUUCAAGAGAAUCCAGGUCUCUGCUUAA
Trichophyton rubrum CBS 118892 is the source of this 966-nucleotide messenger RNA. RefSeq lists its product as uncharacterized. Gene Ontology annotation, biological process: thiamine biosynthetic process. NCBI's taxonomy places the organism in Eukaryota, Fungi, Ascomycota, Eurotiomycetes, Onygenales, Arthrodermataceae. The record is from RefSeq and is a predicted model, not a curated record. The coding region runs from base 1 to 966 and encodes 321 amino acids. The transcript has 5 exons.